Helianthus annuus (common sunflower) is the source of this 3992-nucleotide messenger RNA. Its product is annotated as protein CROWDED NUCLEI 1. Lineage: Eukaryota; Viridiplantae; Streptophyta; Magnoliopsida; Asterales; Asteraceae. Gene Ontology annotation, cellular component: nucleus. Bases 315 to 3680 code for a protein of 1121 amino acids. Gene Ontology annotation, biological process: nucleus organization. The record is from RefSeq and is a predicted model, not a curated record. The transcript is spliced from 8 exons.
AAAGAACGUGAAAGAUGCGCGCUAACCCACCAUCCUUGCGGUGGCUUCUUUGAAGAGAGAGAGAGAGAGAGAGAAAAUAAAGUUAGUUUGGAGACGUUAACGGACUCAAACUGCUUUUAUUCGCCGGAAUUUGGGACUUUUCUAAAGUCCGGUUAGGGUUUAUUUCACUUCACUCUUCAAUUCUUCAUUAAUUCACACUCUAGCAGCAAUUACCAACCAUCAGAAUCUUACGGGUAUUUUCUACUUCUAAAAGAUCCAAUUUUGCAACUCUUUAUGUCCACAGAUUCAUCAAAAUCUGCAGUUUGGAAAAUAUUAUGAUGUUUACACCUCAAAAGGUGUGGUCGGGUUGGAGGGGGGACGAGAAGGGUGGUGAUUCGAACCCUAGUUCAAGCCGUAAGGAUAAGGGUUUUGCAAUUGGGGAUUCUACACCCAAGGGUUUGGUCUCCAACGUUGGGAUUAUGGAUCAAGAUGUUGUCGUUGAUAGAAUUAAUAGCCUCGAAAAGGAGCUCUAUGAGUACCAAUACAACAUGGGGCUUCUCCUCAUUGAGAAAAAGGAAUGGACUUCUAAAAAUGAACAAUUUGAGCAAGCAUUAGCCGAAACCAAGGAGCUUCUUCAACGAGAGCAAACAGCUCAUCUUAUUGCAAUGUCAGAGGUGGAGAAACGAGAAGAGAAGUUAAGAAAAGCAUUAGGAGUUGAAAAACAUUGUGUUACUGAGUUAGAGAAGGCUUUGCGUGAAAUGCGAUCAGAAUAUGCAGAAAUAAAAUUCACCGCUGAUUCAAAGCUGGAAGAAGCACAUGCAUUGUCUGCUAGCAUUGAAGGGAGGUCACUAGAAGUUGAGUCAAAACUACGUGAGGCUGAUGCUAAGCUUGCUGAGGUCAGCAGGAAGUCAUCAGAGAUUCAAAGAAAAUCUAUUGAGAUCGAGGCAAAAGAAAGCUCACUUAUGAGAGAAAGGAUGUCUUUUAAUAACGAGAGAGACGCACACGAACGCAAUUUAUCUCACCAAAGGGAGGAUUUAAGAGAAUGGGAGAAGAAGUUACAGGAGGGAGAGGAGAAAUUGGCUGAGCUUCGUAGAUUGAUUACUCAAAGAGAGGAGCUCGCAAACGAUAAUGAUAAAAUAUUUAAACAGAAACGAAUUGAUGUUGAAGAAGCCCAAAAAAAGAUUGAAAUGGCUAAUUCAGCUUUGAAAACAAAAGAAAAUGAAAUAAGCACGAGGAUGGAAAACCUAGCUUCGAAAGAGAAGGAAGCUGCUGCUAUGAGAAAGAGCUUGGAGGUAAAAGAAAAGGAAUUACGAGAGCUAGUGGAGAAGCUUAAUGCAAGAGAAAAGGUAGAGAUUCAAAAACUUUUGGAUGAACACAAGGCCAUAUUGGACAUAAAAACACACGAAUUUGAGUUAGAAAUGGAGCAAAAGAGAAAAUCAUUAGAUGAGGAUUUCAAAAUUAAGGUUGCGGAUGUGGAGAAAAAGGAAGUCGAAGUGAAUCAUUUGGAGGGUAAAAUUAAAAAAAGAGAAGAAGCACUAGAAAAGAAAUCAGAGAAAAUUAAGGAGAAAGAGAAGGAUUUUGCCAAAAAGUCGAAAACUUUGAAGGAGAACGAGAAGUCUCUUAAAGACGAAGAGAAGAACUUAGAGAAAGAAAGGAAAGAAUUAAGCAGUGAAAGGGAAAGUUCGCUAAAUCUCAAGACCGAACUUGAGAAAUUGAGUACCGAAAUUGAAGAACAAAGAUUGAAGGUAAUCAAAGAACGGGAAAGACUUAAAGUAAAGGAAGAAGAACGGGCUGAAUUUGUUCGUUUACAGUUGGAAUUAAAGCAAGAGAUGGAGAAAACUAGGCAAGAAAGGGAAUCGUUGCUGAUGGAACGGGAGAAUCUGAAGCAAGAGAAGGAGAAAUUUGAAAAAGAAUGGGAAGAACUUGAUGAGAAACGAGCCGAGAUAAAGAAGGAAUUGGAGUCUGUUGCUGUACAGAAAGAAAAAAUGGAAAAAUUGAAUUGUUUAGAAGAAGAAAAACUGAAAAAUCUGAGGUCGGAAACCGAGAGCUACGUAGAGAGAGAGUUGGAAUCUUUGAAGUUAGAUAAAGAAUCAUUUGCUGCUAACAUGGAGCAUGAGAAAACUGCGUUAUCGGAAAAAUAUAGCAGCAAAGAAUCCCAAAUGCUUCAUGAUUUUGAAGUGAAGAAACAAGAACUCGAGGCCGAAUUGCGAAACAGAGAAACAGAGAUGGAAAACCGCAUGCAUGAACAGGAGAAAUCAUUUGAAGAACAAAGAGAAAGAGAGUUAGCAAAUGUGAAAUACUUGAGCGGUGUUGCAAGUAGAGAAAUGGAAGAAAUGAAAUUAGAAAAAAUACAGUUAGAAAAGGAAAAACACGAUGUUUUUGCUAAUCAGAAGCAUCUAGAAGGUCAACAGCUUGAAAUGAAAAGAGAUAUUGAUGAUCUUGUUGGGCUUAGCAUGAAAUUAAAAGACCAACGCGAACAAUUCUUUAAAGAAAGAGAACGGUUUGUUGCGUUUGUUGAGAAACAAAAGGGAUGUAAGGAAUGUGGAGAGAUAGUUUCUGAGUUUAUUUUAUCUGAUCUCCAAUCGUUAGCGGAAAUUAAGAACGCUGAUAAUUUCGCUUUACCAAAAUUAGCGGAUGGUUAUUUGAAAGAAGCUAUUCAGGUCACUUCUGAAAAUACGAAACCGAAUGUGGGGACUUCUAUGGGUGAUUCAGGAUCACCUGGUUCCGGUAGUAAAACGUUAAACUGGUUGAAAAAAUGUACAUCUAUAUUCUCAGCAACGAAGAAGAAAGAAAAUGAGGCUGGUGAAACAGAAGCACAAGAGAAGCUUGUAGACGUUGGAGAAAUACCAGAAUAUAUACUGAGCUCAGAGGAUGAACCUGAACCUGAUCCUGAACCUGAAGUAUCAGCUAAGAUCGCACAAGAUUCUUUUGAUGUCCAACGACAGGUGGAUCAAUCAGCUGACGAUGAUCAUAAACACAUCAACCAAACUCAUGAGAUCGAAGAAGUUUCUGAGCAGCCUGAUGGGAAUGAAGGUCAAAGUAAGUCAACCCAGAGGCAGAGACCCAGGGCUACUCGUUCUAGGACUACUACCGAGAAUUCUAAUGGUGUAGCAGAACGCUCUGUGAGCCAGGGGGUUUCAAGAGGCGGGAGCCGUAAGCGUGCAAGUGAACAUGAACCUGAGCACAGUGAACAACAUGACGGUGUCACAAAUGGGCCCCGCAGGAACAGGAGGCAGAAAGUUGCUAGAGAUGUUGAGGCUCCGGUAGUAAAACGAUACAACCUGCGGCGACCUAAGACGGGAGGAGCUCCCACUGCUGGCGGUGGAACCUUAUCUAAUCCAAGUACAGAGAAUGUUGUUGGUAGAAAAAGAAGAGCCCCCGGAUCGAAGGUUCAGUCAGGAGCUUCAACUAGUAUGGCUAGCGGAACGCAUGCUGGAGACUCACAAGCCAGUCAGAAGGAGGCUGUGGAUUUCGAGAAUGAGGUAGCAAACAAGUUUCCAGAAGAUAUGGCUAUGAGUGAAGAAGUCAACAGGACACCUCAGCAGGUUAGAGAGAGCCACAAUGAUGAACAUGAGGUUGGAACUCCUGGCGCACGUAACCAGGAAGAAGAAGAUGAUGACAAUGAUUCCGAAGAUGAAGAGAUUGAACAUCCUGGUGAAGUUUCUAUCGGAAGAAAGCUAUGGACUUUUAUCUCGACAUGAUGACGAGAGUGAAAGAAAGCCUUUUAUGCAUAGGGUCCUAACAUUUUUUUUCCUUUUUGGUGUCGAGAGUUGUUUGUUGUGUUUUCUAGAGUCGGUUGUGUAUUAGUUGUUCUGAUGUAGUCAUGGUACCUAGUAGCUAGGCUUUAGAAGUUAUGGCAUUGGUAUGGUAUGGUAUGUAUGGUGGUGGUAUAUCAUCAUCAUCAUCCUUAGAUUGUUUUUGCAGUGAGAAGAGAUGCUGCUACAUGUAAAACCUUCACACUUGUUUUUCAUUUUCUUGUGUGGUGUUUGUUACCUUUUCUCUUUCUUAAUUCU